UGCACACCGCUGUAGAUAGGUCUCCUCUGUGUCUGUGCUGCUGCCUGCUGGUGGAGCAUGUUAGUAAACUAGCCUGUGCCCUGACAGCCUGCUUAGCUGUCAUCAUCGCGCCUCGCCACAUCUAACGUUAGCCAACUAAAUGUGUUAAUGCGAUGAACCGGGAAUUUAUUGAUCAUGGCUAACCUACGGAUUUCGUUAGCCGUCGUGGUUGUUCAGGCGGUCCUGUACAGAAUCUGCGAGGCUCUGUGGUGUAACUGCACCACUGCCCAGUGUGAGAAGACUGGCUCCCAGUGUGAGACUGAUGGAGCCUGCAUGGCCUCCACUUCCUUCAUUGAUGGCCAAGAGCAGCACAUCCGUAUCUGCAUCACACAGGACAAACUUGUGCCCCCUGGACAACCGUUCUACUGCCGCAGUGCAGAGGGCUUUCUCAACAUCCACUGCUGCUACACUGACUACUGCAACAGCAUUGACCUCCAAGUACCCUCAGUUACGACUCAGUCAGGACUGGGGGCAGGCUACGGCCCAGGUGGGGCAUGGGGGCUGGUGGAACUAGUAGCUGUGAUUGCAGGGCCGCUGUUCCUGCUGUGUCUGCUGCUGCUGCUGGUGGGUAUGUUCCUGUAUCAGUACCACCAGAGGGCCUACAGCCACAGGCAAAGGCUUGAGGUGGAGGACCCCUCCUGUGACCACCUCUACCUGGCCAAAGACAGGACCCUGCAGGACCUCAUAUACGAUCUGUCCACAUCUGGUUCAGGCUCUGGUCUGCCUCUGUUUGUCCAGCGGACCGUGGCCAGAACAAUUGUCCUCCAAGAGAUCAUUGGGAAAGGGCGCUUUGGGGAGGUGUGGCGAGGACGUUGGAGGGGCGGUGACGUGGCGGUGAAGAUCUUCUCAUCCAGAGAGGAGCGCUCCUGGUUCCGUGAGGCUGAAAUCUAUCAGACCAUCAUGCUCCGCCAUGAAAACAUCCUGGGCUUCAUAGCUGCUGACAACAAAGACAAUGGCACAUGGACCCAGCUGUGGUUGGUGUCAGACUACCAUGAGCAUGGCUCUCUGUUUGACUACCUGAACCGCUACUCUGUCACUACUGAAGGAAUGAUCAAACUGGCACUGUCAGCUGCCAGUGGCCUUGCACAUCUGCACAUGGAGAUUCUUGGAACACAAGGAAAGCCAGGCAUCGCCCACAGAGACUUGAAGUCCAAGAACAUCCUCGUGAAGAAGAACUGCACCUGUGCCAUCGCUGACCUGGGCUUGGCUGUCCGUCAUGACUCUGCCACAGACACCAUCGAUAUCGCGCCCAAUCAGAGGGUGGGCACCAAGAGGUACAUGGCUCCAGAGGUUCUCGAUGAGACUAUCAACAUGAGACACUUUGACUCAUUCAAAUGUGCUGAUAUCUAUGCUUUGGGGCUGGUCUACUGGGAGAUUGCACGCCGCUGUAAUAGUGGAGGUAUCCACGAAGAGUACCAGCUGCCCUACUAUGACCUGGUACCUUCUGACCCGUCCAUAGAGGAGAUGAGAAAGUUGGUGUGUGACCAAAAGCUACGACCCAACAUCCCAAAUUGGUGGCAGAGCUACGAGGCCUUGCGGGUUAUGGGCAAAAUCAUGAGGGAGUGUUGGUAUCCUAAUGGGGCUGCCCGCUUGACAGCCCUGCGCAUCAAAAAGACCCUGUCCCAGCUCAGCGUUCAAGAGGACAUUAAAGUCUGAGCUAAUUCAGCAGAGCACUGAGCAGGACCCGACUCCAGACUGUAGGACACUGAGGGGAAGGGGCCGGUCUUUCUACAAAGAACACACAAAGUAAGAGAAUAUAAUGGAGAGUCGCACUUUGUAAAAUAUUACUCCAUAGACACUCCUGCCAGUUUUGAAGCCACUUGAUUUCUGACAAACCCUACCUCGCUUACCCAGCCAAACUACCAAGAACACCUUUCCUGUCUUGUCCUCAGCUACUGCUGCCCUACCUGAACCUUUUUGUUCCUCUCUACACUCCGCACUAACAAGGAUCCUUGGAUUUCCUGUGUACUUGUAUGCAAUCAAUAACAGGAUAUGUAAUUAACCAGUUAACAUUUUGAAAAUCAGUUGCUGAUAUUUCCACAAAGUCUCUUUGAUCACAGUUGCUUAAUAGUUAACAAACAGCAUUCACUCUUUUUGUCUUUGAAAGGGGGCAUACUGGGAGGUUUAGGAGGGUUUUUAACUUACUUUUCCUUAUUCUGUUAUGACCAGAUCUUGUUAUUUAUAAUAUAUAUAAAAUAUGGGUGUUUGUGAGGUUAUUGUGCAGGUUUCUCUGUGCCACCUACAGCCACACAGGCACAUCACAAACUGCGUAGAAAUCCCUCUAAGAGAAUAAUCCAUCCGGUCCUGUUAUAAUUGUGUGGUUUAAUUGUCUGCUGAUUAUCAUGUUAGCAUGUAUAAAGCAGUUGAGACAGCUUGUGUAAAUGCAGCCCAUUUACUUUCCCAUAAGCUGUUCUAAACCUCAGGUUUUCCUUAUGCUUACCAAUCAACACGUAAUUGUUUUUUUGUCUGUUUAGAACCAUCUUAAGCAAAAUACACAAUUAGGAAUUAAGUAAAAAUGCAUUUCAUUAGGAUGGAGGGUUAAAUGUAGAGUGCUGUAGAGCAACAGCUGCCAGUGACUUGAUACUGAAUGUUUUGUCCUUGAUCUUCUUAGCUGAUACUUCUUACAAAACACAUGUAGCACCAUGCUACAUGUAGAAUAUUUGAAUGGUGGUAUUCCAAUGUGAAUUCAGCCGCUGUCUCAUGAUCAACUCACAGAUCAUAACCUGCCAUGAGAGAGUGAACAUUGCUCCAGUCCCUCAGAUAAGCUGGUAUACACAACAUUCAGAUAACCCUUUGCAGCAGCCAGUACCAUUACACUGUACCUUCAAUAUGGGGCGAAAAUGUAUUAUUUUUAAUCCAUUUUAAAAACACUAACUCCAGGAAUCUGAAUGAUAGUUUGUUUGUAUGUUAUUUUUUUAUAUUUUCAAAGCAUGUCCAAUGUUGUUUUUCCCUCAGGCCCCUGGCCGAGUAUAACUACUGCACAUAAACUAGCUUUUUAAGGUGACACUAUAAAUUUGAUUUUAUGUUGCUUAGGUCAUGUUUUAGAUGGUUGAAUCUUUUAUACCAGCUUUUUGGUUGGUGGGAAGAAAAUCUAAGAUUUCUUCUGUCUUGCUGUUUGUAAACAGAAUUAUGUACCAAUCUACUUUCUGACGUCUGAAGUAACAUUACUGUAUGUGUCAGACACACUGCUUAUGCUGAAUUUCUCCUGUAGCCCUCUAUUACUGCAGAGCAGUGUUUUAUUUUUAAUCAAUGUUUCCCCUCACUGCUCCUUUUGUUCACCAUACAAUACCUCCUCAAUGUGCAAAUUGUAUGUGGAUUGUUUCCUUCAACAUAACACUGUCAAAAAUCACUGUCUACAUUUUGUUAUGCUUUCAGGAAAAAGGUGCACUUUUGUCUUUAGCUGUAUGCAAAUUAAACAGGUACUGUUUGUUUAUAGUAUUUUCCCAUGUUAUUUAUAUUUGUAUGCUGUGAGUCCCUAUGAAAGCCUGAAAGGCCACAUGUGCACUACUACUGACCUCACAGCAUUAAAACCAAAUUCUCAGAAUCAUUUCUGGUCAUGGCCUCUAGUGUUUACUUCAGACAUCACCACUGAAAAUGAAAAUGUUAAUACAAAUCAUGCCAACCAGUUGCUGUACACACACAGAGAAUCUGACUUUUCUUUGGGAGAAGAAAUGUUGAAACUAAAUACUACUGAAAUGUCUCAAUGCUGUCUCACAAAUGUGUUUGACCAAUACUUUGUAUUUUAAAAUCACUUGCUCACUGUAUUGUUUAAGUUGUACAGGAUGUUUGUAAGAACGAAUAGACUGCUCUUGAUGCUGUUGUUUUUGGUUGGAAAGACUGGGGAGCUCUGCUGUUUAAUAGGUGGUUGGGUGUCAACCAUAUUUAUACACUAAAGAGGUAUGUUUGUCAAAUUGUAUCUGCCUUACAAUGUAUAAAAUGCAUAAUGUAUUUAAGGUUACCUUGCUCCAAGUAUCCCUAUGGAAGAAUGGUGGGGUGUGAGUCAGAGAAAUUAGGUAUUAUUCAACAGGUUGUGAUAACUCCCAGGUCUCAGAGACAACUGCAUCCAUGUAAAAACCCCUUCAGGACUUCAAUCAUGUAACUUCUAAUAUAGAGUAAUAAAUCCAGUUGUUUUCCUGU
This is a messenger RNA of Siniperca chuatsi (mandarin fish), 4176 nucleotides long. Its product is annotated as activin receptor type-1B-like. Gene Ontology annotation, cellular component: plasma membrane; activin receptor complex. Bases 175 to 1695 code for a protein of 506 amino acids. Gene Ontology annotation, biological process: cellular response to growth factor stimulus; protein phosphorylation; nervous system development. The record is from RefSeq and is a predicted model, not a curated record. Gene Ontology annotation, molecular function: activin receptor activity, type I; activin binding; ATP binding. The transcript is spliced from 9 exons. NCBI's taxonomy places the organism in Eukaryota, Metazoa, Chordata, Actinopteri, Centrarchiformes, Sinipercidae.